GGGGAUUUCCCUCUCGGCGCUCCCAGGGUAAGAGCUGGUGACUUCCGGCAAUAAUCCCGCGACGCGGUGGCCGCCUGUCAGGAGAACAAUGCCAUUUUUGGGUCAGGACUGGAGAUCUCCUGGAUGGAGUUGGAUUAAAACAGAAGAUGGCUGGAAAAGAUGUGAAUCAUGUAGUCAGGAACUUGAAAGAGAGAAUGAUCAGUGUAACAUCAAUCACAACAUUAUCUUAAAUAGUGAAGAUGAGGAAAUAUUCAAUAACGAAGAGUGUGAAUAUGCAUCCAAAAAAAGGAAAAAGGACCAUUUUAGAAAUGAUACAAAUGCUCAAUGUUUUUAUCGUGAAAAAUGGAUCUAUGUCCAUAAAGAAAGCACAAGAGAGAGGCAUGGCUAUUGUACUUUGGGAGAAGCUUUUAACCGCUUAGACUUCUCAAGUGCAAUUCAGGAUAUCCGAAGGUUCAAUUAUGUGGUCAAACUAUUGCAGCUAAUUGCAAAAUCCCAAUUAACUUCAUUGAGUGGUGUGGCACAAAAGAACUACUUCAACAUUUUGGAUAAAAUCGUUCAAAAGGUUCUCGAUGACCACCAAAAUCCUCGCCUAAUCAAAGAUCUUCUCCAAGACCUAAGCUCUACACUUUGUAUUCUUAUUAGAGGAGUAGGAAAGUCUGUAUUGGUAGGAAAUAUCAAUAUUUGGAUUUGCAGAUUAGAAACUAUCCUCACCUGGCAACAACAGCUACAGAAUCUUCAGAUGACUAAGCAAGUGAACAAUGGCCUUACACUUAGUGAUCUUCCUUUACACAUGCUGAACAAUAUAUUAUACAGAUUUUCAGAUGGCUGGGACAUCAUAACUUUAGGUCAGGUGACUCCAACGUUGUAUAUGCUCAGUGAAGACAGACAGUUGUGGAAGAAACUUUGUCAGUACCAUUUUGCUGAAAAGCAGUUUUGUAGACAUUUGAUCCUUUCAGAAAAAGGUCAUAUCGAAUGGAAGCUGAUGUAUUUUGCACUUCAGAAAUAUUACCCAACUAAAGAGCAGUAUGGAGACACUUUACAUUUUUGUCGGCACUGCAGUAUUCUCUUUUGGAAGGACUACCAUCUUGCUUUAUUAUUCAAGGACUCAGGCCACCCCUGCACUGCAGCUGACCCGGAUAGCUGCUUCAUGCCCGUGUCUCCUCAGCACUUCAUUGAUCUCUUCAAAUUUUAAAUGCAGCCCUCACAUUCUGUCCCUGUUGCUCUCUGUAAAAGGUUGUACAUUGUGCUUUUUGGUGCAAUAGCUGGUAGUAAAUGUUGUGAUUAAAACUUAUAACUGGGAUGGGUGGCCCAUCUUGUGAGGCCUAUGCUUGCUGGAAAGAAUAUGAAAAAUUGUCCUUCUACAGCUAUAGGGUAGAAAUGUAUUGUUGUAUAUUUUGAUCUUUGAAUAGGGUCAGGGGCAUUACACAAAAUCAUUUUUGUUUUCCUCCUUUAAAAGUUUUAUCUUCUAAGCAUAUUGAAAUUUGCAAUUUUUCAUAUUUAUAAAUAUAGUUCAGAAAAGAUUUUGGAUGUUCAGAAUCACACUCUGUGCUCAGCUGACACUAACUGCCAGGAAUAUGCUUCCUAAUUGUCAAAUUAGUUUCCCAAUUUUAUAGUAAUUGGAGGUGGGAGGGGGGCAAAACGAUUGAUCCUUGUAAAUACAUUGUGCAGAAUAUUUAUUUUUCUUAAAAUGUAUUUUAACAACUGAAUUGGCUGCGUCCAAAUGAGUUCUUUUUAAAUACAAAAUGAAUCUAGGGAAAUACUAGCCAUAUUCUGUUUUAGUGUUUACCAGUUGGGUUGUGAAUUGUGCAAAAUGUCUGUAGCCUAAGAGAGACGUGAGUGAUAUUAUUGUGCUCCCAGGUGCUCAAAGACAGACACUCACAGCCAAGGCACCGUGGCUUUUGCAGAGCAAUUCUGUGUAUUUGAAACUGAAGUGUGGGGACCAAACACUGAAGAAAUAGUCAGCACUUGCCAAGACUGAGUCAUAAAUAGUCCAAAUGUAUUCUAAACUCGACUUGUAUUGAAAGUACUUUUAUAGAGAAAGUAAUAAAUCAUGUUUAUCUAUUGAUUUAACUUUGUCAGUUUUGCAAUGUUAGUGAUUUUGAUAUCAUUUAACCUUUUUAAAAGGAUUGCUUUAUUUUUAAAACAAUACAUGUUCAUUUCAAAAAUUUUUUAAAUAAAAGUGUAUGCAAGAAAAUAAAAAUCACCCAUAAUUCCACCACUCAAAGAUAACUAUGUAUAUCCCCCCAGAUAGGAUGUAAAUACUCAGAACCUCUGUGUUAUAUAUAUUAGAUAAGGGUUUUCCAUAAGACCAUAAACAUCCUAUAUACCAUUUUCAUUUUAUAACUAGCCUUUUUUCCCAGAAGCAUGUAUUUGUAUCCUUAUCUUUUGAAAAUAUGGUUUUUAUUGGCUACAUAGGAUUGCAUCACACAGAUGGAACAGUCUUUACCAUGACAGCAUUCAGGUUUCUGAUUUUUACUGUUCAUAUAAGGAACUCUGUGAUAAGCAUCAUUGUACGUAAGUUUUUGUCCAUCUGAUUAUCUCCUUAUAAAUUCUUAGAAGUGGAAUCCAAGAUAAUGAGUAAAACAUUUUGAAGGCUUUUUAAUGUAUAGUCCCAGAUUUCUCGAGACAAUAGAAAUUGUUAUCAUCUUUUUAAGAGAAGGAAUAUUUAAGUGCCCAUUAUCCCUGUAGCAUGUAUAUUAUUGAAUGUUGUCAUUUUUUUUUUCUGUCUUUGCUGUUCUAAUAAGAAUGGGGUCUGUGAUUUAAUAUGAAAUUGAACAUUUCUUCUAUACAUUUAUUAGUCCUUUUUUUUUCAGUAUAUUACCUGUGCGUUCUUUGUCCAUUUUUCUUUGGUCUUCAUAAUUUCUUCUCAGAAGGAUAUUAACCUCUUGAAGUUGAAGUUCUUUUCCCCAAUUUGUCAUAUUCAUUUUAAUUUUGUUUCUGAUGCUAUUUUGCUGUGUUGUGGAAUCACAUAUACAUACAUACAUUUAACAAGUAAACAUUAAGCAAUACCUACUCAGAAAAAAAUAAUUGUAACAGUGUAGGAAAAGGAUUCUAACCAUUCAACUCUAUUAGCAUAUUUCCACAAGCAGUAGAUGCAGUUAAACCCAAAACAGUAAAUGCAUAUUGGCAAAACCUCUUAAAAGUGUGCACAAGGGACGUUUAAGGGUUCCCUAACCACUAACAACAGUGAUGGGAUUCAGACAAGCAAGCAUAGAUGGCUUCCUCAAAGCUUUUGCAGAAGAAACUGAAGAAUUGAGAGCAGAGACAAAUACAGGAUACAGAAAAUUUUGAGGCACUGAUAAAUUAUUUACAGUAGAUCAUACAACAUCAAACAGGAAGAAAUGACAAGUGGAGUCAUCAUAAAUUUACACAUUUGUAUGAUAUUUUCUGUUACAGGGACUGCCCAAAAUAGAGAUGCCAUUUCUCAUUGGAUUUAACUACUUUGAUUCAUUUAAUUGCAAUGAAAAGGUGAUAUCAGGACACCAAAAGACAGACUAGUCAGUAAGUUUCACACGCCAUUUAUUCCCUAAUAAAGCAAUGGCAGACACUCUCCACAGAUCAUAUGAGAGUGAGUAUUUCCAGUCACUGAAACAGUGUAUGUUCCACAGUGCAUGCUCAUUUUGUGACUGGGUAGCAGACCACAGAGGAUUUUGCCCAGAGCCUACCCAGCUGAGCCCAGCAGGAACUACCAGGGCCAGAAACUUAUCAUCUGCGUUUACAUCCAAUUGCAACUUUCCUUUGCCUAUUUUGAGAAACAAAAAGCAAUGUUUCUCAUCUAAUCUAUGAAUACAUACAAAUCAGAAAGACAAAAGCCACAGCAUUUCUGUAGCAGAUCAAGGUGCAACUCUUUAAUAAAUCAGAAUUUAUUUAUAAUAAAUUUAAUAAUAAAUUACAGAAUUAUACACUGUAUUUGUAUAAAUGUAAUACUGUGUAAUUACUGUACAGGGCUGUAUACAGAAAAUUAUGUCUAUUUUAUGGGCAAUUUUUUCAUCUCCCAAAAGAUUUGACUGGGUACAACUUUUGUCUUAAAUGCUGCUUUUAGAAUCAAACCCCAUGUAAAAUUUUUUCAUAUUGAUUAUGUAUUCUGAAAACUUGCUGAACUCAUUUAUUAGUUCUAACAGUCUUUGUGAAUUCCUUAGGAUUUUGUAUAUACAAGAUCAUGUCAUCUGCAGAUACAGUUUUUCUUAUUUUCCAUGCUGUUUGCCUUUUUCUUUUACUUGCCUAAUUGCCUUGGCUAAAUCCUCCAGCAAACGUUGGAUAAAAGUGGCAAGAGCAGACACACUUGUCUUGCUUCUGAUCUUAGGGAGAAAGCUUUCAAUCUUUCUCACCAUCAAGUAUGUUACUGUAGGUAUUUCAUAGGUGCCCUCUAUCAGGUUAAGGAGGUUCUUUCUAUUCCUAGUUUGUUGAGUGUUUUUAUCAUGAAAGGGUGUUAGUUCAAAUGCUUUUUCUGAGUCUGCUGAGAUGAUCAUGGGGUUUUGUGGCCUGAGCAAAAACAGGUUAGUAGGCCAAAUUUGGCCAGCAAGCUCUAGUUUUACCAACCCUGAUUAAUAGUGUUUUCUCUACUUUUGUAUAUGUUUGAUAAUUUCCAUUUGAAAAGCUACAAAAUGUCAUUUUUUAUGUCUGUUGCCGUUUUCCUGAUUGCAAAAGUAAUGUAGGUUCACUGUAGAAAAAAUUUUUAAAACCAAAACACACAAAAAAAUUUAAUGUUACCCAUAAUUCUACUUUGAGAUCAUUUAUAUUUUGUCAUUCUUUCCAAUAUUUUCUCUCAUAUUGUUUUUUGAAGAUAUAACUUAUUUUCAAAUAUAAAAUGCAAGAAACAAAUAUUAGGAUACAAUGCCCUUCUAUCAGCUCUGAUUAAGAAACCCAUAUUAUUUAUAUGGAAUUGUAUGUGCCCCAAGGAAUGGUGACUCCAGAAGGGACCCAACUCAAUCUGACUUUUCAAAGCCUGAAUUCCACUCAUUUGAUUACCAAGGGAAACUGUUUUUCUUACGUAUUUCUGCAUUUUAAGCUUUGAAGAUUUCUUAUAGAAUAAAAAUUCUUGGCCUCUCCUGCUAUCUUACAGCCCCAGUUCAAAAAAAAGUUUCCAGGGAGAUGAGAGCUUUGAGACACUAGUCUCUUAAAAAAAAAAAAAAAAAAAAAAAAAAAAAUCACAAAAAAAAUUUCAAAUAAAACAAAAUGGUAUUUCCCAUCACCGCCACUCUUCACCCCUUCCGGAUUUGUUCACCUUUCUUGAAAAUAGUUAAAUUAUCUAAGCUUUGCAAUUUUUAAAAUCAUAUAAAUAUUUCCCUCAAAAUCUGACACUAAUUUUCACUUAGUAAAAAAGUGAAUUUAAACAGAAGUAACUCCAAAGGAAUCAAUCUAAUCAAUUGUUUUGAAAGCUAGAACUGUACACAACUUUUAUCACUGAAUGAAAAUAUUUCAUCUGCAAUUCUAAAAAAAAACACGCUGAGACUAACUUCUAAAUACAUACAUUUAUCCAUACAAAUUGAGAGCAUUAUA
This is a messenger RNA of Choloepus didactylus (southern two-toed sloth), 5499 nucleotides long. RefSeq names its product F-box protein 25 (gene FBXO25). Gene Ontology annotation, molecular function: protein binding. The record is from RefSeq and is a predicted model, not a curated record. Gene Ontology annotation, cellular component: nucleus; cytoplasm; SCF ubiquitin ligase complex. The transcript has 11 exons. Bases 89 to 1192 code for a protein of 367 amino acids. Lineage: Eukaryota; Metazoa; Chordata; Mammalia; Pilosa; Megalonychidae. Gene Ontology annotation, biological process: protein ubiquitination.